AUGCAGGAAAGGCCAAGUAGGAAAGUUUUGCAUCUGCCCUGGCUAUGCGCUACAUUCGGGGCCAAUCAUCAAUCUAAUAAUAAGAUUACUAGCUUCCUUCUCGCUCUGGCAAUAAAAACACCAAAAGGAGUGUCACGACAGACCGAUAGGAGAGGCGGUCGGUCAAUCACACAUCGAGCGAGUUUGUGGCCCAUUGGAAGGUUCGCGUGUGUUCGGGCUGCCAAUCAGCCUCCACGUCCGCGCGUGUGUUUGUCUGGGUGCUGGGCGCAACGUGCGAUAACGGAUCGAGUGAUCAGUCUUGUCCGAGCCGCCCAACUACUCGGAACUCGUCGGGAGCUUCGCUCCAUCGGCUUCGUGAUGCAGCUGCUAGGUGUAGUUAUUGGCGUAGUCGUAGCGGCACUACUCUGUCCGCUGCCGAUCCGAGCCAGUCCUACCCGGGAAUGUCCACCGGAUCCCUCACAGGAAGCAGCGGCCGUCGCAACCGGCUGGCUGCCGAGAACUCCGGAACAAACGCUGUACGCUUACGUGCGCUGCCUAAACGACUCAUCGGCCAGCAUCGAGAUGAAGAUACGGUGGGUGAUGUGGCAACCGGACACUUCGCCCGAGAGCCAGUGUUACGUGAAGUGCGUCAGUGAGAACCUCCGUCUGUACGAUCCGGCGCGACGUCAGUUUGCGCCGGAGCGGUUCGAGCAGCAAGCCCGUGCUUUCCACGAUGAACCGGAAGCGCCGGAAAUGCGCCAGAUGUACGACGAUGCCCGUCGUCUGCUGGUGGGCGAGCUGGCGGACAGUGAGUGCGGCACGGUGUUCACCAAGUACGCCCCGUUCUACGCGACCCACCAGGAGCACAUCCUGGCCAUCUUUCACGGUGAUCUGCGCAAGAUCCUCGCCACGUACCGGCGGCUCGGGACGCACGUGAAGCAGAUCGGCCAAAGCUUCGUCGAAUACUGCGAGAAGCGGUACGGAUUCCGGUGGGCCGAGCAGGUCCAGUUCACCUGCCCGAACCGGACCGCCGUCGACUGUGUGCUCCGCGGGUUCCGCUGGAUCACGGAAGAGGGCGCUGUCAAUGUCGCCGAGAUCGUGCGUGAUUUCCAGAAUGCCGGACAACCGGUGGACGAACUUGAGAAGUGCGCCGACCCCGACCAGCUGUACGUGUGUUUGCGAGCACACGAUUCGAUGGCCCUUGCGAUCGUAAUACACCAACGAAACGCACAGACUGAGUACUACUUCGACCAGACGUCCCAGGAGGAGCCGUGGAAGUCGGCGGUGCAGUACGGGAACUCGCGCCUGCAUGAAGAGUCAUAACCGGCGAAGAAUUCAUGUUGAAGCAUCCAGCAGUCAUCUUUUCCGCUCCCAGUCAUUAACGAUCCAGAUCAUCUAUCGAUUUCGAUUACCAAUAAAUCAGUUCAUCUGUAACGUAGCCAUCGCA
Molecule: messenger RNA, 1426 nt
Organism: Anopheles bellator
Lineage: Eukaryota; Metazoa; Arthropoda; Insecta; Diptera; Culicidae
Exons: 4
Coding region: 1-1302 (433 amino acids)
Biological process (GO): sensory perception of smell
Molecular function (GO): odorant binding
Source: RefSeq, a predicted model, not a curated record